CAAAUUAAACAUGUGAACCAGCUUAAAAAUGCUGGCUCGAGAGUUUAGGAUUUCAAUAAAGGUUGACCCUUUUUAUGUUGUGUCACCGUCUGGUUAAAAUGCGUAUGUGCAUAUAUGAGAAAGUAUUAAAAAAAGAUCAAUAAGAUCAGUAAUUUAUCAAAAACAGCUAGGUAUAUAAGUAAGUGAUGUGAUGUGAUAUUAAGAUCACUAAAAACAAACUAAUUAUGCAAUCCCUUGCAGUGGGUUCCAGAUUCUUCUUCUAACUUGAUAAUGGCUUUGCUUCAGAGGCCAUGGCUCUUGUUGUUGUCGCUGGUGCUCGUUGCCGGUCAAGAGCCUGAGAUUAUUGUACUUAAAGGCGAACGUUUUCUUGCAAGAAGACGGGACAGCAGCUACUCUUACGGUAACGUGACGGAGGAUAGAGAAUUCACAUUUCUGCUCAAAUUCGACAGUGGAGAUACAACGGAGUACAGCUAUGAGGAUAAAACAGCAGUUACACCCGACUCUAUACCGGCUUGGAUUAACAUAGGUGAUCACGUUCUCGCGGUGUCACCCGCUGCAAGUGCGAGCGAGCAAUACCUUGUUGGCUUUGUAUCUGAUGAUUUAUGUCGAGGACAAGACAAGGAGUAUUAUGAGGUUACUUUGGACCGCGAUCACCAAGUCGGCAACUAUACGAUCGAUAAGCUACGAAAGCUGCCUUUCUUCUCCUCAGUUCAUCAAGUCGGAGCUCGUGUUUUUGCUCGAGGAAAUGACAAUCUCUACCAUCGCGGUUUCGUGAAAAGAACAGGUUACCAUGGCGAUACGCUUUACAUUGAGGUGCAACUGGACCAAUCAGGAUCCAUUUCGCAUCAAGCUAGCGACCAAAGAGCCAUUGUCCUGGACAUAAUCCCAAAGUACAGUCACGUGCAUGCAACGCAGCGUGUGAUUGGUUACUAUCCCGGAUACUCAAGUUACCUCCCUGGAACAGUACUUAGACGGAAUACAGGCUGCUUGAAAUCAGCUUACCAUGUUCAGUUUGACAUGGGACAACAACGCGAGCAAGAUUUUAAUGACAUUCGAAUUCUACCACCACCUGUACAAUUUCUAUUGUUUCCCUGAAGUGGAUCUUUAGCGUGACUUUUAAAAAAAAAAUUUACUGGGGCGGGAGACAAAUGGAUGAUACCUAAGCACAAGACAAUUAUAUUACAGCAGUUUUUAAAGGACGAAUGAGGUUUAUUUUGGUGUAAAGAUAACUUACACCUAAGUCGUAGUCCUUAAUACCCUAAAUAACAUUGUAAUUUCAAGUUCCAUUUUCAGUCUUCUGAACUUAAACGGGGGUAAAUUAAACAGUUUUUAAACGAGGAAUGAGGUUUAUUUUGGUGUAUAGAUAACUUACUCCUAUGUCGUGGUCCUAAAUACUCUAAAUAACAUUGUAAUUUCAAGUUCCAUUUUCAGUCUUCUGAACUUAAACGAGGGUAAAUUAAACAGUUUUUAAACGAGGAAUCAAAGGUUUAUUUUGGUGCAAAGAUAACUUACACCUAUGUCGUGGUCCUAAAUACUCUAAAUAACAUUGUAAUUUCAAGUUCUAAUUUCAGUCAUCUGAACUUAAAUGGAGGUAAAUU
Orbicella faveolata is the source of this 1598-nucleotide messenger RNA. RefSeq lists its product as uncharacterized. Lineage: Eukaryota; Metazoa; Cnidaria; Anthozoa; Scleractinia; Merulinidae. The record is from RefSeq and is a predicted model, not a curated record.